GAUAUUUGUUGCUCUGUCAACGAAGGAGAGAACGAGGCCUGACCUCUUGCGGCAGCACAACUCCUUGAACAAAUCCAUUUCCCAUCCCGCCCUUCCCGCCUUUCAUAAUUCUUGCUCCUACCACAGCAGAACACGCAUUAGCACCUUCGAUCUCUUUGACAUAGCCAAGAACAGCGCACGCGCAUUCGCAUCUUGAUAACCAAUUCCGUUCCUGGAUGGCCUUGCCACUGACUCCCGCCCAGAGCAGCAUGCUGAACAUCGCGACGCCUCCUGCAAGCCGCCUCCUCGACAAAUACGAAGCCACAGCCCGCACAACUGAAGCAAGCAGAGAACCCGCUGCUGACCGUCACGAUAUGUCGAGCCCCCCGCCUGCCCCUCAGGCGACGGAUGAGAAGGGCCCCGCCGGCCAUAACCAGGAAAAUGUCUCCCCGUCCAAGUCUCGCCAUUCGAGAAUACUGUCUGGUACCGAGCUUUCGCCUCUGAAGAUCCUAAGCGCGCAUGAUGUGGGCCUGGACCUCGACUCUCAAUCACCCCGAAAGCAAUCGCCCUUCACCAAGAACCCGCGAAAAAUCUCUCGCUUCCCUGUUAGGAUAAACAACGGCAGCCUCUCCCCGACGCCUGACAAGCAGCCCAGCGUGCCCCCGGUGCGGGAACAAGAGAUGAGUCUCGAGGAGGCGCUGCGUCAGAAUGAGGGCCUAGCAACCGCCAUACAGAUCUUUGAGGAUGAUGAUACCGCGCUGGACGAUGCCCAUGAAAACGACCCUAGUACUUCAGUAGCGGCCGUGUCUACUGGUGGCCAACACGCAGACGCGGACUCGGACGAAGACCCCUCGGCAGAUGACACCGCGAUUAGCGCCUUGAGCACCUUCUCCGCUGUGCCCGACAUGACUAUGUUUGCCAAAAUCGGGCAUAGUCCGACUCGGUUUACCAAUGCCGGCAUGUCUCCUGCCUCUGUUCGAAGUCGACCCGAGCCAUCGCCUUUGAGAAACCCCAGGCCUCCUACCAUGCAUGAAUCCGGAAAUACGACAAACCUACUCAUGGACUUCACCGAUCAGCUCCCAGGUAGACUCUCCUCUUCUAGAGCCCCACAGAGCGCGGUCGCUGCGACACCCCAUCAUCAACAGUCCAACCUCCUCGACUUCGAGAUCCCACCUCUCCCCACGCCUCGCAGUAUCCCUACCAUAACGCCCAGGGAGCUGGAAUCACUCAAAUCCGGCUUCCUCUCCGAGAUCAGUAGCUUGAAGGCAUCUCUUAGCGGCAAGGAAGCCGAAGUCUCGUCGCUCAAGACGGCGGUUGGCGAUGCCGAGAAGCGCGUCGGUGAGUGCAUGGAGCAGCUUCGCGAGGAUAGGGCCGCCAGAGAAGCGUUGGCCGAGGAGAAGGAUAGCUGGGAGAGGCGCGGCCGGGAGAUGGAGGCUGUGCUGCGCAAGGUGAAGGAGGAAAUUGUGAUCGGCCAGCGAGAACGCGAAGAGCUCGAGUUCAAGUUCGAAGAGAGCGAGAAGCGACGCGAGGCGGCCGAGAUGAUGGCCCAGGAAGCCGAGAGCAAGAUGGCGGGUAUGCGAGCUGGCAAGGCAACCUCAGACGCGUCCUCCGACCCCGGCAGCAAUAAGUCGUCUGACAAGACGAAGAAUUCCGGGUCCCGCGAUGUCGAGAUCGCCGUGGAGCGUGUCGCUCGCGAGCUCCACGCACUCUAUAAGAGUAAGCACGAAACUAAGGUCGCGGCGUUGAAGAAGAGCUACGAGAACCGCUGGGAGAAGAAGGUCCGCGAGCUCGAGGGCCAAGUAGGGGAUCUUGCGGAGGAGAACGAGCGACUAAAACUUGGUCGGGAUGCCACCAUGACUAGGGUCGACCCCAACCAGAGUAUCGUCGACGAGGAGCGCAAAGCACAAGCUGCCAGGGAUUCCGCGCAGAUCAAGGAACUGAAUGCCGAGAUCCAGAAGCUCGAGGCUGUUGUCCAUAGCAUCAAGACGGAUAACUUCGAACUCCAUCGGCUUCUGGAAAAGGAGCGUGUCGAGAAAGGAGAGCUUGUCCAGCUGGCCGAAGAGAUGAUGUCGAUUCAGAGUAUCGUCCAGGCCGAACCGACUCCAGCCCGGCCUGCCAUUCCCAGGGUCCAGCCGACCAGCUCCGGCAAUUUCCGCAAUAGCAUAAGCGGACGUCCAUCGGGCCUCAAGGCUCCCGGCUCGGCGAAGAAGCCCACCGAAAGUAGGAUUGGCGGCAUCUCUCACGAACGGGCCAAGAACGGCGGGUCUCAGGGCGGCCUCCCGCGUCCUAGUAGUGGCAUAGGCAUGCGGAGCGGCAUCAUGAGUUCUAUCGAGAAGAUGGGGAAUUAUAGAGGUCGGGGUGAAUAGGCGUCGAUUGACGGCUUGGGUCAUGACGGCUUACGGUUCGGUGUUACGAUCCCGGUUUCGGUGUAGAUAUGUUGAUAUCGCUUUGUACCUAUUACUGGCCACACUUCCCGUCUCUGGCAGGGUGUUCACAUCCUAAUUACGAUCCGUUUAAUUUUCCGAACUGUACGAAGUAUCCAGCCCGUAAAUAGGUCACCACCAUAGCUAUCGUGUAUACCUGCCAAUGUGUAUCCUGCUUUGCCGCCGUCGAUAUGUCGAUACAUUGUGGAUGUGAGCAAGAAAUCAACAAGUUAUUUUCUACUUGUCUACUGGACGUGGUUCGGGCUCCCAUCCCCCCCCCCCCC
Molecule: messenger RNA, 2686 nt
Organism: Durotheca rogersii
Lineage: Eukaryota; Fungi; Ascomycota; Sordariomycetes; Xylariales; Xylariaceae
Exons: 1
Coding region: 216-2345 (709 amino acids)
Biological process (GO): cell population proliferation; mitotic spindle organization
Cellular component (GO): cytoplasm
Source: RefSeq, a predicted model, not a curated record